GACAUUUUGCUGGAUGGUCAAAAAAAGGUAAAGUGUUCAUUAAAGACAUUAACUGAUCAACUAGAUGUUUUGAAUCAACCGAAAUGUGCUGACAACCCAAAACACUAUGGUGCACAAAAUCAGUUAUCACAAUUUGAAACCUCUUCACCACCAAACUACAAAACUAUUUCAAAGGGAUCAGCUGCUAGUAAAGUACAGAUGAGUAAACAUAAUAUUAAUGCAUUACAAGCAGAUCGACUAGAUAAAGAUGUACCAGAAGGAAGCAAUUUGCUAUUAAAGAAGACAUGUAAUUUAAAUUUGCAUGCAAUAUCAACAAAGUUAGAUCUACCUAAUAUCCCUGUGGCGCUUGAUCAAAGGAAUGAUCAAAGCACUUCUGACAUGGAUUCCGUAGCACAGAGUCUAGCACUUCUUGUACAUGGACAACAGAAUACACAUUUAGCUGUUCAAGGCCUUACUGACCAAAUGGUGAAUAUUCAAGAAAAACUAGAAAGCAUCUGUCCAAAUGUACCUCAACAUCAUGUGGUUAGCGAGGAUGAUGCACUGGAACUCUGUUUUGAUGCCAUCAAGCAACACUAUCUUCAAACAAAAAACCAAAUUCAGUUGCUGCCAUGGGAUCGAUCUGAUAUUGUCAGCAUGGACACGCUAUUCACCAAUCUGACAAUGGUCAUAGAUCUACUUGAGCCAAAUGAACAACUCAAAAUCCCUUUGAAAUCUUAUCAUGAUAUCUUCAAAAAGGACACCAGCAGUGGAGCUCCAGUAACACGUGUAUUAGGAUAUGGUAGAGCUGGCAUUGGCAAGUCAACACUCAUCAACAAAAUCGCUUAUGACUGGGCGAAAGGAAACAAAGAUUCACCAAUAACGCGUUUCAAACUUGUGAUAGCUUUCAGCAUGCAGAAAAUUUCUCCAGAUGAAGAUAUUGUUGAAGCUAUGUUCAAGUAUGGCAUACUGACUGAAGAAUACACAGUAUAUAAAGCUCUUCUCAAUCGAUUUAUGAGGCAGCACGCUGAUCAGGUAGCUGUGCUUCUUGACGCUUGUGAUGAGUACAAACCAAGGAGUAUCGAGAGCCCAGAUAACGGUGAAAUAUUAAAUCUUCUAGAAAAUAAACAUCUUAGAUCAAGUUUUGUGGUAGUGACAUCAAGGCCAUGGAGAGUUGACGAAUUCAAGAAUCACAGGGGAACCUACCUUCACUGCGAGUUACAGGGUUUUUCUAAAGAGAAUGUCAAGUGCUAUGUGCAGAAGUUCUUUCUAAGGGAUGUUGACAGAGGAAAGUCUCUUAUCAGAUACUUACAAAACAAUGGGUUGAUUACAGGUAUUGCAACUCUUCCAAUGAUGACAAUGAUUCUAUGCUGGUUAUGGAAGGAUAAUGCUUCAAUGAAACUUCCAGAAACGAUAAGUGAAUUAUAUGAUAAACUGCUAAAUUACAUGUUUCAGAGACAUAUAGACAAGGAUAAAGAAAACGAAAAACAGUUGACUAAAUAUCUGAAUAAAGUUGUUAAAAUUAUAGGUAGGGUUGGACUGGAAGGUUUAUUUAAUAACAGAACUUUAAUCUUUAGAGAAGAUGAUUUUGGCAAAAGUGCAGAAAUGGAAGGUAGCACCGCAGGGGAUGUUGUUGGUAUUGCUUGCAAGAUUGGCUUACUGAUGAAAGAUACUGCAACAGGGAAUGUGCCAUACAAAGAUUCCGAUGAUGAAGACACAGAUUCAGAUGACGAAGAUUUCUUCCCAAUUGAAAAACUCAGAAAAAACAUGAACCCAGAGGUUGGAGUUCUUUUUUUUCACAAAACUGCUCAGGAAAAAUGUGCAGCACUAUUUGCUGCUAAGUUGGCUCGCCACAAUCCUGAAGAAUUCCGGUCUUACCUACAUAAAAUAUCUUCUGUCAAAGAUGCUCUCCAAUAUGAAAUGCUUCUUUUGUUCUUGAGUGGUACAAAUGUAAAGGUUGCAAAAUUAGUUUUAAAACACUUGUUGGGGAUUUUUGAAAAUGAGCUUUCGAACAAUAGCGAUAGGUAUGUUUCUGGCAAGCUCUCUUUCGAAAGCAGCAUGGCCUUUCAACAAUACGUAGAGCUGUGUAUUCGUUGCUAUCAUGAGAGUAAAUGUUCUGGUUCACUGAAUGACAUCAUGGUUCUAUUAUUUAAGCAGGGACAAAUGAGAUUCAGCAAUUUCUCUUCGACAACUGCAAACUCUCUCGGUUAUCUUCUGAAGUUCAGUCAAUUUCCACACGAUUCAAAUGAAAAUGUAAGUUUAAAUAUAUUCAAAAUUGAAUUGAUGAAUAUAUGUAUUCAAACUAAUAAAGAAGUAAGCACACUGUGGGAAAUGUUUCCAGAUGACCAACAAGAAUUUAUCAGAAAGGUGAGAAAAUACUCUGUUAUGCCAAAAGAAAAGUUAAGACGGAAGCUCAAAGAGUGCCAGAUAGAAAAAUUACCACCAGCUUUUCGCCAGUUCCCUGCUUAUCAAUGUUUAUCUUUCAUGAGAACAUUUCAAGUCACAGGUGAACACAAAGGUGAUGACACAGAUAUAAGUCCUAUUUUAAGGUCACUACAGAGUGUAAAUAUUAAGGAGUUAACAGUUCUUGGAUUUGAUUUGGCUACUAUGUCUGAUGCGUUGCCUAAUGCUUUACGGAAGGCGUCCUUGACCGUAUUAAAUCUUUCUAGUGCCAAUGUUGGGCCUGAAGUCUGCAGAAUAGUGGCAAAAUCAUUUAAGGAAACGCACAACUUGAAGGAAAUAAUCCUCAAGAAUAAUCCAAUCGGAGAUGGUAUCGGUUUUCUAGCAGACAAUUUCAAAUACAUUAGCAAGUUGACACAUUUUAAUGUAAGUUAUAGUCCUGUGUCUGAAUAUGGGAUGAUCACCUUGUCAUUAAACCUUCACAAAUUAACAGUACUUAAGGAACUUUCAAUCUACCAGUUAUUUGACACAGCUAGUGAAGAAUUUGCCAAAGGUAUACAGGGUAUGAACUUUUUACAACUGCUAACACUUCCGCUGCAAGGAAUGUCUUUAUCUGAAGCAUUUAAGAUAGUUCAAAGGGCAUGCCAAUGUCGUCACCUGGUCGAGCUGAAGAUCACAGACAUGACAGAAAGCUGUGAUAUGAUAGUGAGUUGUGCGGCUGACAAUCUGACAGAUAUGCCACAUUUGAAGAUACUGAGUCUGUAUGGGAAACGUGAUGAAGGAAAAAUAGAAGUAAUCGAAAAAGAAUGCACACUUACAAACGGUGCAUGCAAUGCAUUGGAGAGAAUGUUACAACGAAUCUUAUCACUCGAACGUCUUCAAAUUGUCAGCUUAUGGAUGGCUGAAGAAGGACUAGGAGAAGUGGCAGAGGCAUGUGAAAGACACAAUAAUCUAAAGGUAUUUCGGUAUUCUGGGGAAUGUCUUCCAACAGGCAUGAAGAUUGACAACUUGAAGAAAAUCCAACUCUACUAGAAGCUAAAACAUCAACAAAAAAGCAAUAUGAACUGACUGACCCGGAUAUGAAACAAUGGGUCGUUGAAGUAUUCCAGUUUCCUUUGAAGACUGAGUAUUCUAAACAUAUAGUAUUUUAGGACUUCUAAGCAUAUGCAAUAUAUUAUUAUGCACAUUGAAUGCAAUUGCUACUAUUAUGGUUUUACGGUUUAAUUAAUGUACAUUUCUUAAGAAGUUUGAACAUGAUGGAAGUAUUCCAGUUUCCUGUGAAGACUGAGUAUUAUAAACAUAUAAUAUUAUAAGACUUCUAAGCCAAUGCAAUAGUACAAUUAGGCUAUACUUAACCAAUAUUUUGAUACUUAAGCCCCUAUCGCACUGGACUUAAUUUGGUCAAAUUAACCGAGUCACUGGCUAAGUUGACCAAAAAAAAAUCCAAUCCGAACGUCGGUUACUAUUCCCUCAGGGUUAAAUUAACCAAGCCUAAUGGUUAAUUUUACCGACCUCAGCCAGCCCAGUAAAACUUUCCACGGUCUCGGUUAAACUAACCACGCUGGUCAAGAAGUCCAAUCCGAACGUGCAACACGGUUAGGACUUCUUGCAUGUUGACACCGCUCGAACAAAACCGGAAUUUGAAGUCACAAACUAGCGCCCUAAAUAAUAUUUUUUAUACACAAGUUUAAAUCUUGGUAAAACUAGUAUGGUAAAACUAACCGUGUGAAUAAUCCAAGUGCGAACAAUGGUGAAAUGUACCCAUGACUUUGGUUAAAGUUACCCUGGUUAAAUUUACCAUUUUUUAAAUCCAGUGCGAACAAGGCUUUAUGGUACUAUUAUAGUUUUACAGUUGAAUCAAUGUAUUUUUUAAGAAGCUUGAACAUGAUAGAAGUAUUCCAAUUUCCUUUGAAGACUGAGUAUUCUAAACAAAUAGUAUUUUAGGACUUCUAAUCAAAUGUGCAAUAUAUAGUAUUACAUACAUUGAAUGCAAUUAGGCCACACUUAACCAUUAUUUUGAUAUUUAUGCUAAUAUUAUAGUUUUACAGUUGAAUCAGUGUUUUUCUUAAGAGGUUUGAACAUGGUGGAAUUUUUAGUAUUGCAUUUCAUAUUCAUGUUUUAUUGCAGAUAUUACAUAUAUUCAAAGUUUAUUUAUUAGGCUGUACUUAAACUUUAUUUUGAUACUUUUAUAUAUUUUUUACAGUUGAAUCAAUGUUUUUCUUAAUGUUCUAAUGGAUAAUAUUGUUAUUUUAUGAAUACAUACAGUAGUUUUGUUUUCCAUACUGUUAAAUAUUGUACAUUUAUUUGUGCAUGCUCAUUUUUCUACAGGGUACUUUAAAACGUUUUUAUAAUAAUUUGAUUUAUUUUUUAAAACCUGUAUAUACAUACAAACUUACAAGACAAUUUUAAAUUUUAAAAAUUGUAAAAAAACCAGAAAAAUUUUAUAUAUGUAUGCUGACUUAUUUUUUUGUAUACGCUCAUGUUUGUACUUUUUAAACAGUUGUCUCAGUGUACGAUUUUAUGUAUGUUAACUAAUGUCCGGUUACCUUCAUGUAGCUGGUGAAUCUCUUGUUGGUGAUAGCAGAAGCUUUUAUUUGGCAUGGAUGCCUGAAUAUUCAUUAGAUGAAAUAAAAGAUAUAAAUUUACAAAAUUAUAUUCCUGAAAAUUAAGUUGUAAAACUACCUUUACCCUACCUGUAACCACUUAUUUAAAGAACCCAUUUCUGACAAUCUAAGAAGGAAAAUUUUACCUUGGAUCCCUCUACAGAAUGUAUUGGGGGGAAAUGGCUAUCCCCACCUUUCACACAGUUACCUUCUUUCCUCCUAUUCCCCCCCCCCCCCAUAACCAUGGCUGCAUGUUGAAAUAAAAUUUUUUUAAAUAAAGUCUUAUUGAGGUCACAAUUUGGGUGACAUCAGUAUUAUUUUAUGUAUAUCAUGCUUAUUUUAUGUGCAAUUACAACUUUUUUUAUAUCACAGUAAAAAUAAUUUACAGAUAUACAGUAUUCAACAAUUGUACAUACUGAACAAUUAUUAUUCAAAUCAAAUCAGAUGAAAUUUAGCACAAAGUGCUGAUGCUACUAAAAUAGAAAGCUCAUCAUUUCAUUUGACCAAUGCACAUUACAAUACAACAUAUUUUGGUCAAGGGCAGCUUAAACAAAGUUUCAUUUCAUUUCACCAAUGCACAUUUACAAUACAACAUAUUUUGGUUUAGGGCAGUAUAAUGUAGUUGCCACCAUAUAAUGUAAUAUAAUAUUACUGUAUUAUGUAACUGGUGUAAUAAUAUUAAUAUUACUGUCUGUCAUCAAUACUUCUCAUCUUCUUGUAUUGUUAAUACAAUAGUAUUUUUUCUUAUCACUUUGCUACUAAUUGAUAUAUAACACAAUUAGCACACACUCUUUUUCACCAACACCAGUAGAAAUUUAAUUCAGCCAACACAAUUAUACUUUAACUUCAAAUUCUGAGUUUAUUUCAGUUCUCAGCAAUCCACAUCACAUACAGGCAAUUACGAUGCAUAGGCCAGAAUUAAGACAAACUUCAGACUUGAAGAGCUGCACCAAACUUAACUAAAUUCAAAUUACAGUGACUAGCAUAGCCAAUCACAAGCAAGCUAGUAUAUUGAUAUAGCCCAUGUAUGGUAUUGUUCUAUUGCUAAUCGGAAUAAUUAUUAAUGUAUAUUCAUAUAUUGAUAUAGCUCAUGUACGGUAUUAUUCUAUUGCCGCUCGGAAUAAUUGUUGAUGUGUACUCAUAUAUUGCCUAUGUAUGGUAUUAACUGGCCACUCAGUUAUAGUGAGGUAUGAUUCGUCUUGGUGAACGUAAUAAUUUAUCUUGUGAGACGUUAAAAUAGUUUGUUUGGUUCAGAAAACAUAACGAUAUUUGUUUUGCAUAGUCAAUGUAUAGUCCGGGUUAAGUAACCGGAGUAUUCAUAAGAAUAUCCAUGGUAGAUUUGUCUUAUGUGGCACGUUGUUCGGCUUGAUCAACCGAUGAUUAUAACCAUUAAACUAUUACAUCGACUACUUUGA
Molecule: messenger RNA, 6394 nt
Organism: Anneissia japonica
Lineage: Eukaryota; Metazoa; Echinodermata; Crinoidea; Comatulida; Comatulidae
Exons: 3
Coding region: 199-3408 (1069 amino acids)
Source: RefSeq, a predicted model, not a curated record